GAUAAUCUUGUUUAUAUUUAAUUAUAGAAUGUCUUAUUUUAUCUCUCGUAGCAUUGUCUCAAGGACUAAAAGUGUUCAAUGAUGGCCCGGCAGUACUUGAUUCCGUGCUUACAUUUGUAGCAGAGUUGGAAAAUAACACAGGAACAAGUGAUAAAUAUCAAUAUGUGUUUCAGCACAAUGCCAAUUGUUAUGGAGAACAUAGAUACUCAAUAGAAUCUGGGAGGAACGCCUCUCUUCGUUUGGUAUUCUCAAACACAGAUUGUAGAGAAGGGACCUAUGUUAUGAAAGUUAGUGUAUAUGAAAAGGUACUUUUUGUAUUUGAUAAGAAGAUAGCCUUUGGAAGUACUACGUUUCUGUUGACAAAGCUCCUGAAUGGAAACAUCUCCGUUAGUCAGGACGAAGAGAGUGAAGAGCAGUCAGACUUAACUCUCUUAUCAACAAAAGAAGAAACCAAUCUCACAGUUACUCUUCAUGACCCUAGUGGCUUUCUAGAUAAUUCCACCAUUACUUAUUCUUGGAACAUCGAUAAGCUUGUCUUUAUUGAUGCCGGACCCAGUUUAACGUACAACUUCUCUCGUCCUGGAAAAUACAACAUCGGUGUAACUGUUGUGGCCUUUUUUGUACCCAUUGCUUCUCAGUUUCAGAAGAACAACACUGGCACAGAUAUGACAAAAUGGGGAAGGUUCAGUCGGCAGGUUACUGCUAAAGGUAUAUUGAAUGUUUUAAAGGAUACAAAAAUUCUGCAUACA
Molecule: messenger RNA, 749 nt
Organism: Limulus polyphemus (Atlantic horseshoe crab)
Lineage: Eukaryota; Metazoa; Arthropoda; Merostomata; Xiphosura; Limulidae
Product: protein QNR-71-like
Exons: 2
Source: RefSeq, a predicted model, not a curated record